CACCUUUCCAUUCAUACAUACAUAUAAUUCAAUCUGCUGCUCAAAGGCUUUCAAAUAAUUACAUGGCCCGUGGUAAAAAUAUCUCUAAGGUUAUAAUAAGUAAAAAAAAGUUCUUCAUUUUGGAUCAUUAGAAGAACUUCAAACCUUGCUUUCAUAUCCAUUGGCAAGGUUUUGAGGCUAAAUACAUAUCAAUGGGAGUUGGAGAUUACUUGUCUGAUCUAAUGGGCACUGGUAGUGGAAGCCGCCAACACAGCAGCAAUAGCAGAAAGCAAUUGCAGACCGUAGAGCUGAGGGUGACGAUGGAUUGUGAUGGCUGUGUGCUCAAGGUUAAGAAAACUCUCUCUUCGUUAGAUGGAGUAGAAUCAGUGGAGAUAAACAGGAAACAGCAGAAAGUGACGGUGACUGGUUAUGUGGAAGCAAACAAGGUGCUAAAGAAGGCGAAGUCAAUAGGGAAGAAGGCUGAGAUAUGGCCUUACGUGCCUUACAGCAUGGUGGCAAAUCCUUAUACUGUUCAAGCUUAUGACAGGAAGGCUCCUCCGGGUUACGUGAGGAGAGUGGACAACUCUGCCACCAUUGGAACAGUGACAACUUAUGGAGAUCCAUACACCACCAUGUUCAGUGAUGAAAACCCAAAUGCAUGUUCCAUCAUCUAGAAACUGGACAGAGACAGAGACAGAGAGAUUAUGUUAUAAACAAGUGCUCUUUUACUGUUUUUCACACGGCACUGUAUAUUUUCAACUUUUAAAUAUAGUUUGCUUUAGUUUCAAUCUUAUAUAUGGUGUGUAGUAAUGUGAAGAGAUGUUCUUGUGAUCCUUUGUUUUUGUUAACUAUUUUGUUUCAGUCAAUACACUGAACCGUACUUUGUGGUAGUUUUGCAGCGCG
Messenger RNA from Vigna angularis (adzuki bean), 882 nucleotides. RefSeq names its product heavy metal-associated isoprenylated plant protein 23. Gene Ontology annotation, molecular function: metal ion binding. The coding region runs from base 192 to 653 and encodes 153 amino acids. Lineage: Eukaryota; Viridiplantae; Streptophyta; Magnoliopsida; Fabales; Fabaceae. The transcript is spliced from 3 exons. The record is from RefSeq and is a predicted model, not a curated record.